Molecule: messenger RNA, 91 nt
Organism: Strongylus vulgaris
Lineage: Eukaryota; Metazoa; Nematoda; Chromadorea; Rhabditida; Strongylidae
Source: the annotation of a GenBank genome assembly
CAAGAGGAAGUAUUCAAUUGUCUCGGUUCUGGUGUCCUCGAAAACGCGUUUUCUGGGUACAACGCAUGUAUUUUUGCCUAUGGACAGACGG